CUCCAUCUGGUCCUCCUGGGUUGUGACUGGCGGUGAGAACAAAUCCACCGAUCGCUUUGAAUUUCCUGAUGACACUCGACACAGCCGGUGUGGACAUGAUGCCAUUCUGACCGAUCACCAGGCGGCCUACCUGAGACAGUUACAGAUGCAGCUUCUGGACCGGUCGUAUCCCAGACUCUCACCCCUGGACUCACUGUAAGACAGUCUGUUCCCCGGUCACGCUGAAGCAGGACUGUUUAAUAAGGUGCAAGGAACUGUUCUUGUAAUGAAAUCGUUUAAAGCAUCUGCGGGAAAGCUAGCCGAGGUUUUUAUAUGCAGAGAAAUAUUCAGUGCGCUGUAGAGAUCCUACCACCGAAUGCCUUUUAGACCCAAAGUCAUAAGUAAACACUUGAGAAACCUCUUCACAGACUUUUCCAUGAUAUUUUUCCAUGAGAUGAUGCAACAUGUCAUUUGAUUUUCUUCCUGCCACGGUUUCAGUGGCAGCAUGCCGUCUGAAAAUUGAGGGUUAGCGUGUUCUCUAAUGUACUGUGGUCACUCCGGCAGCAUAAAGCUCUGUUAGCCCGCCACGAGCACUCUAACUUCUCAACAAAAAAAAACACGACCAGAACAUUUCUCCAUUUUGUGUAGAAAAAUGGCCGGACAUAUAAAUCUCUCACUGACCAAAUAAUCUCUGUUUUAUUUUAAUGAUAAAUCCAUUCUGUCAUGUGAUUAAACAUUCUUUAAACUGGAAAGUGACAAAAUAUAGAGGAGCAUUAGGCCUGGGAUUAAACCUGUUUUUUUUUUUUUUUUCAUGCAAACCUGUUCUUGCCAUUGUAUAGAAAGUUUAUUUUGGACAGUGAUGAGUUUCAGACUUCACAGAGGGUCAUAGCGAGUCGACGGUUAAAUGUUAACCUACAUCAGAGGGAAUCAGUGCAAACAUGACCUUACUCCUCCUGUGGUAAUCCAAGAGCAUGUGUCGUUAUUUACACUGGACCAUCAGUGGACUCUUUCUGUUCUCUGGAUGCACCAGAGGACUUUAUAAUAAAAGAUUAGAACGCUUUUGCUAUCUGCUGCAGAUUCUAUGUGUAGCAACACUUCUGAAAUAUUUACUGCUGAAUUCUGGAACACUUUUCUGCCAGUAAAACUAUCAACAAUAUUCAAAAUGGAAAUGAUUUAAUUUAGAUUCUUUCUGAUUUUUGCCUUAUUGUCUGCCUGUAACCUGUUUUAUAAGGAGUCUUUCAACAAAUGCACAACAAAAUAAUAUUAAUAAUAAUGAUAUCUAAAGGGGAUAUGCUAGCUGGAGGUAUCAGAGCUGAAGAUGUUGAGGUUCUCUUUGGGAGUGACACGGUUGGACAGGAUCAGGAACGAGUACAUCAGAGGGACAGCUCAUGUUGGACGUUUGGGGGUCAAAGUUAGGGAGGACAGAUUAAGAGAGUGAGUAUAUUGGUAGGAGAGUGUUGGACAUGGAGCUGACAGGCAGGAGGCAAAGAGGAAGGCCAAAGAGGAGGUAUAUUGAUUUGCUGUGGCCACCACUGAAGGGAAAAGAAGAAGAAAGGGGAUGUGGUAGCUUAGUGGUUAAGGCUUUGGUCUAGCGAUCAGAAGGUUGUGAGGACGAGUCCCAGAUCCACCAAGCUGCCAUUGCUGGGUCCCUGAGGAAGGCCCUUAACCCACAGUUGUAUUAAAUGAGAUUUUUUUAUAUAAACAGCAAAAAUAAACAUUGCCUGAACUCGAGCUUUGGGUUUCUACUUUCAUUUGGUUUAAAUAUCAAUUAUAAAAGUUUCAUAUUUUAAAUGUUAAUAAUGACACCAUGGUCUUUACGUGUGAUUCAUUAAGAAAACAAAAUGAAACUCAUUAAAGGUACGAUAUUCAGGCAAGCAAUACGCUCUGAUUCGUUGUAUCCUUACACCCCUAGUGCUGUCACCAUAAUUUCGUGAAGAAAAUAAGAACUUGUACUUAACAACAUGUCAUGUGUCUAAUUUGUUUUGCCAGAUCUUUGUGAUGAUGUAAAAAGGUUCCUCUGCUGGAUUCCUGGGUUUUCUCUGGAGUUAAUGUUGUGACCAGGGGAAAAAGCACCAGCUAGUGAGGGGAUGUUGAUAGAAGAUAAGUUGAGUGAGUUUAAUGGGAAUGAUCUGAAAACCCCUGAGAGCAAUGGGAUGUGUCGGCAUCACUGCCAUGUCCUGAGAGGGUUUAACAGUCUGCUGUGAGCUCGUCUAAACCCUGUGGUAUUUUUUGAUUAAAGUGGAUGUUGAGGCCAUCUGUGGUGUAUUAAGUUACACUCUGGCUCUGUGAUUGUGUGUGUGUGUAUGUGUGUGUGUGUAACCCUAGGUUCUUAGCAUUAGUUGCAGUCCUUUUAAAAAUUUCUGACACAUGGCUCUUGUUUUUAUAAACGUCUCUUUAGCACCACAAUGCACAAAGCCAUGCCCACGCACUCCUAUUGGCCAAGCUGUUAUGUUUUCACCACUCCCACCUGCUAUGAUUGGACAGAGGGAGGCGUGAGCGCCCACAUCCAUCCUCCCUGUUCUCAGUUCCCAACACAAUAAUACUGCUUUAUGUUUUCAAAGAAUUUCACAUUGAGGAGGUUUUUACAUCCCACCGACUCGGACCACUCCGUGUGUGAGACGCCGCGGGGGGAAGAACAUGCUCCACUGGAGCUAGACUGGAACAUACCAUCAGGGGAGGAGGGGGAGCUGAUGCCAAACCUGUAACAAGACAGGUUAAACAAGGUAUGAAAAUUCCAUCAAGCUAAAAAAAUAAUAAUAAUUGAGUCCCACAAACAAUGGACACGCAGAAAGUAAAUGGCGUUGCUCCAAAAGAAAACGGAAGUCAUAGAAGACCCCCCUCCUAUUCUGUCGAAACCCCCUACGGAUUUCAUCUGGACCUGGAUUUCGUUAAAUAUGUGGAGGACAUUGAAAAGGGCAACACCAUCAAAAGGGUGCAGCUUCAGCGUAGACCACGUGGGCGGAGCAGCGGCAACCUGUCACGUAACCUCAGCUUACCUGGGUACGGUUGCAGACCCUCUCAGUGGAACUCAACAAGUAUUUUAUUUCCCAGAACUCGACUCGCAGACUCCCAGCAGCCGUGUCGUAUCCAGUGCAGUGACGGCGAGUCAGUUCGUUACAGCAGGCCAUCGGAGUCUCCCUACAAAACCUCACAGGCGUUUGAUGAGCAGCCGCUGGGACCACACGUGAGGCCAAAUCUACUGCGAGCCUCCAGUUUGCCCCUAACAGUGUUACUGAGAAAAUACUCCAGCGAGGACCCGACCAGCCCCAACGGUUCGAAGGAUUUCCUCUCGCAAAACGGUUCCACCGAAGACGUCUUCCACAGUCCUGGUGGAGUGAACGGGACGUUUCAGCAGCUGACCGCAGCUCUACAGAGAGUCGGUGAGCUGGAAGAGGAGAUCAGGAUCAUACCAGAACUGAAAGCACAGAUAUGUAUCUUGCAGGAAGAGCGAGAGAGACUCCUGCAUACCUUCCAAUCCGAAACGGACAACAUCCUGAUAACGGAUUUUCCUAGAAGCACGGUGAAGAUAGUGGAGAAGAAAAACAAAGCAAACGACGACUGGAUGGAUCGGGAGUAUGAUCAGUUGGAAGAGAACGUCAAGGCUUCCUCUGAGCAAGUCGACGCGAUCACGAUAGCCACAGAAAAAAAUUCACAAGCAACUAAGCCAGAUCCUGAAGCAGAGUCCCUCGUUGAGUCUUUGCAGAAGAAAGUCACAGUUCUAGAGCAGAAGCUUCAAGAACACGAGUCUGAUCUGGAAAGGACGACAAAUCUUCUAAAGGAACAAGAACGGGAGAGCCGUUUCAAGGAUGAGAGAAUCAAUGAGUUAACCAAACGGCAUGCAGAAGGCAUCUGGGUUAGACCAGACAGCCUGAGGAACACACCGGACCUGGUGUCAGAACCAUCUGUUCAGUUGUACUCACCUGAAUCUGAAUCGAGUAAAACUAACCAGUUGGGUUCAGAUGAAGAAUUUAAAACAUGUGCAACAAGCGGACCUGCAGGAUCACAAGCAGACAUGGAGCACCAUGUGAAUAAAGUCCGAGAGCUCCUUCAGGAGCAGUGGAAGUGUCUUUGCAGAGACAAAGGAUCAGGAAAAGAGUUGUCAUCUGAACACCUACCCCCACGGGUCUGCUCCAUCCAAACACAGCUGGUCUCUUUAGUCAACCUGCUUACACUCUAUAUAUCACCUGGAGGAGAUGCACCACCAUCAGCUCAGGAGUCCAUGAUGGAGGACCAAAUAUCUGUGCUGGAGACAUGGGAAUAUCCUAAACAAGACAAUGGAAGAGAUCGCUAUUCUGGUGAAGUAGAGGAAGGCUGCACAAGGCCAAAGGAUCCUGCUGAGGAGGGAGUUAACCAAAACAUUUUCCAAACUGAAGAGAUGCCAAGUUCUACACCGAGCACCAGAACACAAGAGCUUAUUGGAGAAACCUUUACAGAGACCACACACUUGAGAGUGGCUGAAGGACAUCACGAUGAGCAGGACAGUAUGUGUGAAGCACAAUGUCCUGAAGAUCAGGUGGUAGAAAAAGAGGACACGCAGAAUGGCAGAAGUUCAGGAGGUGAAUCAGAAGAGGCAUUACAUGGUGAAGGACGAAGGUGGGUAGACGCUGACUUCAUGAAGGCGUGUCACUUCUUAGAGAAGCACAUGGAUGAAGUUUCUGAACCAAAUGAUGAAAUGAGGCAGGCACUGACCGUGGUGUUCCAGCAGUGGUUCCAUGUGUGCGCUGAGGAGAACUCGAGCGCUGACACAGUCGCUCUGUACAUUAACGAAGUGGCCACAGAAACCCCUGCGGUGCUGCAGUUCCUGGUCAAUAUGGUGGACGAUAACGGAAACACUGCCCUGCAUUACAGCGUGUCCAACUCCAACUUCAGCAUCGUGAAGCUCCUCUUGGACACGGGUGUGUGUGACGUGGACCUGAAGAAUAAGACCGGCUACACAGCGGUCACCUUGGCAUCUCUCCAGCCGCUGGACACUGAUAUGGAUAUAAAGGUGGUCCAGCAGCUGAUGGAGUUAGGCGAUGUUAACACUCGUGCAGGUCAGGUGGGUCAGACGGCGCUCCACCUUGCGGUCAGACACGGCCGAGCGUCCACGGUGAGACUCCUCCUGGCUCACGGAGCAAACGUUAACGCUCAGGAUCAAGCAGGAACCACGGCUCUGAUCAGCGCCUGCGACCGCGGACACACCGACAUCGUCCGAAUUCUGCUGGAGGAUCCGGACUGCGAUGUCAACCUCACGGAUAAGCUUCAUUUGAGAUUCACAUUCUGAACAUAAAUCAGCUCAGGGAAGUCGCAGCGCUCUGUCUCUGGCCACACAGGCGUCACACACAGAGAUCGCUGACCUGCUGAAGGCUCGGAGCACCAGCGCUAAAACCCACGACAAAUGCAAGAUGGCUUAGAGGCGAGAACCCACCCUGUGGAGAACUUCACUUCAGGUUCCUACUGGAAUAUCUACAUUUUACUGGAAUAUCUACAUAUUUUCAAUAUUCUUCUGUCAUAAUUCAUUUUAUUUGACUAAUAAGGUGCUUUUAUUAUUAUUAUUAUUAUUAUUAUUAUUAUUAUUAUUAUUAUUAUUAUUAUUAGUCAUGCCUGAAAGGUGGAUUUGUCUAUGGUCUGUUGACUGAACUGUAAAUUGUUUGUGCUGGAGCGUUCCUACGGUACACUUUCUACAGUUUUGCCAUCUCAUCUAUAAUCCUCAGCUUCUGUCCUGUGGUCACAGACUCUUCUGUCUCACGAGUUACUUCCUGUUGUCACUUCUCUUAUAGCAGCUAUAAACAGUAGUUCCCUCACCAGCUUAAUAAGAGAAAACACACACACACAUCCUGUUCCGCAUGUUAAUAAGAAAGCAGUGUAAACUCCUCUUUCCUAAAGACGCGGGAAAGUUCCAGCUUUACCUCAGUGGAGACACUGGAGACUCCUACCACAUGUGAUAGAAAUUAAUCAACAGCUUUGAUCUGUUACUAUAUGUAACUGAGGCCAGCGGUAGGUGUUGUGCAGGUAAACCUCAAUCCCCUGACCUCAUGAGGAGAACUAGUGACUGGCGCCAGAGGCUGCAGUCUUUAGCCUCCCUGUUAGUGCAUCCGCCUCCGAUGCCAGAGACCCGGGUCCGAGAAGACAUAUAGAAACAACACUGAUCUGCAUUAGUGAUUGUAACUGACCCUGAGUGUCACUAACCUGCGUGUGGACAAAUGUGUGUCCUUUACAUCUCCUGGAUCUCCUGAACGUCUGAUCCCUCUGCUCUGAGAAUAAAUCAGACAGCAUGAGCUGUGUGUGUGAUUAGGAAGUAAGGAUUCCUGAUGAAGGAGCUGAAAGUAAAUGGAGGCACUACAUCAGUAACGUGUCCCUUCAGUGAACACGGUGCAGCAACAUUAAACCCAGAGCACAAUCACAUCUCAUUAACUUUACACUCUGUAGAGAGUUCGCCGAGACGCCCGAGCGAAAGAUGAGGAGACACAAAGCUUUGAAAUUGCUUUAUAACAAUCCAGAGAGAGAGAGAGACAGAGAGAAUGAGAUUGAAAUAAAAUAGAAAGCAGGAAUGCACUGAAAUAAGGCACUAAAACAAGAACGUUCAGUAAACAAAGAAGUGAAUCAAAGCAAAAGGAAAGAUAAAGAUAAAUACACAUGAAUAAGAAGAGAAAACUUUGGAACAUAAUUCAUAUUUAUAUCCAGGAAAAUCAUAGUUUCAUACAAAUAAAUGAACUGGCUGACAGCAUCAUCUAAAAUCUUAUGUACAUUUAUUUUUUUACAUAAUCGUAUCAAAAGUAUUUGUAUGAAAACAGUUCAGCUUUCACACAAACAAGGCUCUCUCACACACACACACACACACACACACCUUCCUCUUCCACUAUGGAGAUAUAUCUAACUCCAGCACAGAACAUCUCGGCACCAAGGUCACUCAAGGUCAGCGUCACCUUCUCAUAGUGUAACCGAUAACACAAGCCGUGAUGUCUUACGUAUUUAUGUGAUCCAUUUGAAAUGUUCUGUCUGUAUUUCUGUAAAGCUGCUUUGUGACCACUGUCCAGAUUCUACAGAAAUAAAAGUGAACUGAC
This is a messenger RNA of Hemibagrus wyckioides, 7022 nucleotides long. RefSeq names its product KN motif and ankyrin repeat domain-containing protein 4-like. Gene Ontology annotation, biological process: negative regulation of actin filament polymerization. The transcript is spliced from 12 exons. Gene Ontology annotation, cellular component: cytoskeleton; cytoplasm. Gene Ontology annotation, molecular function: protein binding. Lineage: Eukaryota; Metazoa; Chordata; Actinopteri; Siluriformes; Bagridae. The coding region runs from base 2756 to 5242 and encodes 828 amino acids. The record is from RefSeq and is a predicted model, not a curated record.